Molecule: messenger RNA, 1029 nt
Organism: Aspergillus puulaauensis
Lineage: Eukaryota; Fungi; Ascomycota; Eurotiomycetes; Eurotiales; Aspergillaceae
Product: glycoside hydrolase family 16 protein
Exons: 2
Coding region: 1-1029 (342 amino acids)
Biological process (GO): glucan catabolic process
Molecular function (GO): hydrolase activity, hydrolyzing O-glycosyl compounds
Source: RefSeq, a predicted model, not a curated record
AUGCGCAUUACCUCUACCUUGUUCCCAGUCGUGGGCCUAGCAGCUGGUCUCGCUAGUGCUGCCUAUGUACUCCAGGACGAUUAUAGUCCUGAUGUGUUUUUUGACAAGUUUGAUUUCUUUACUGACAGCGACCCGACCAAUGGUCAUGUCAAAUAUGUGGAUCGAGACACUGCGCAGAGCGGAGAGUUGAUCUCUACCGGCUCUUCAAUUCAUAUGGGUGUGGACCACACCAAUAACGCUCCCGAUGGACGCCAGAGUGUGCGUCUAUCUAGCACCCAAACCUACCACCAUGGUCUCUUCAUCCUCGAUCUAGGCCAUCUGCCCACCGGCUGUGGUACCUGGCCCGCUUUCUGGAUCCUUGGUCCCGACUGGCCCAAUGGCGGCGAGGUCGACAUCAUCGAGGGCGUCAACGACGCCACCCAAAAUCAAAUGGCCCUGCACACCAGCGAUGGCUGCAGCAUCGACGACUCCGGCUUCUCAGGGAGCCUCCUCACCUCCAACUGCUUCGUCAACGCGGAGGGCCAGGAUAACAACGCUGGCUGCGGUAUCCAGUCCGAUAGCACCGAAUCCUACGGGGCCGGUUUCAACUCUGGCAGUGGCGGCGUCUACGCAACCGAAUGGACCGGAGACGCAAUCUCAGUCUGGUUCUUCCCUCGCUCUUCCAUCCCCGAAGACAUUGGGUCUGGAAACCCAGACCCGUCUUCCUGGGGAACACCGUCGGGAAAAUUUGCUGGCAGCUGCGACAUAGAGUCCCACUUCGGGGAUAUGCAGAUCAUCUUCGACAUCACCUUCUGCGGUGACUGGGCCGGCGCCGUUUGGGGGAGUGGUACUUGCUCAGCUAACAACGGCGGGAGCUGCGAGGACUUUGUCUCGAAUAACCCGGCCGCAUUUGAGGAGGCAUACUGGGAUAUCAACUCCCUGAAGGUCUACCAGGACGGAGCUGCGUCGAAGCGUGGUGUCGAGGUUGAGCGCCCCAAGGCUCGCGGGUUCCCGCGUAAGUCAUUGAGGGCUCGGGCUGGAACCCUCUGA